Messenger RNA from Cokeromyces recurvatus, 1208 nucleotides. RefSeq lists its product as uncharacterized. The transcript has a single exon. The record is from RefSeq and is a predicted model, not a curated record. NCBI's taxonomy places the organism in Eukaryota, Fungi, Mucoromycota, Mucoromycetes, Mucorales, Mucoraceae. Bases 20 to 994 code for a protein of 324 amino acids.
UUUUUUUUUGGUACCAAGAAUGAAAUAUCUUUUAUAUACAAUUUUAUUCGUAUUAUCACUAAGUUACACGUUGGCUUUACCUUUAUCAGAAAGUAAAACAUCAACAAUUGAACUCUUAGAAGAUGAAGCGAUAAUAGAUUCGUCAACAUUAGAAGAAAUUGAAGCACACUUGACGGAAACUAUUGAAGAGUAUAAUUUAAUAGAAGAUGAAGAUAAUUUCCCGGUUCAAAUAGAUAGAUUAGCGCAAAUCAUUUCUACUCAUUUACAAUUUGAUCAUCUUGACGCAGUUAUCAGUAGUGCUGAUAAAGAGAUUGCUACCGAGUUCCAACAUCAUAUUCAAAUUAAUGUGCAGUCUAAUUAUGAUUAUAUGACUACUAACGCAGAAGAAGAAGAAGAGUCCAAAUUCUUGUCACACAAUGCUAAUCAAUAUACAUUUCAACAACAGUUACCGACAUUAGAUAUGAUGGAUCUAGAAAUUCUUAAAUCUCAGAUAUUUGCUGCUAUUCAAGCACAUACGGAAGGCAAUUUGCCUUUAACAUGGGACAAGUUUGCUGAUAAGCUAAGCCGUCAAGCAAUUGAAUCUUAUAUUCAGCAAUUACUUACAACUGUUUGUGGAAAGUCAAUCAAUGACAAUAUCGUUUCAUCUUCUUGUUUACAUGAAUAUGCUGCCCAACUUGCCCUUGAUUUGGAUAACUAUGUUACUGAUAGUCUUGCUCAUGUAUUUGAAGUUCUUGAUCGAGAGGCAUUACCUGAUUUAUUACGACAUACAGCUGAAGACUUGAGAGGUAUUCUCACUUAUUUUAACUCAGCCUUCCUUCAAAACAGUAAUAGAAAAUUUGUGCUUCAAGUAGUCCCCUGGAAUAGUGACACAGAUAACAUUCAUGGCUUUAAAUCAAAAUUAUUAAAAUUAGCUAUUCACCCUAUCCAUGAUGGAACAGAGAAAUCACAUUUAACUGCCUUCUUUAUUGAAUAUGCUCAAAUGGCACGAAUAUAAAUAACUCGUAUUUGUAUUUGUAUUUGUAUAUGUAUAUGUAUAAAUAUAUAUAUAUUUUAUAACGCAUCUUUCUCUUUAUAUAUCUUCAUAUAUACACACACACACACAUACACAAAGCUCAUACCCUUAUUUUAUAACUUUUACAUGUAUGUAUAUGUUUAUUAAACAUUUCUGAAAUAAAACUGUAAAUAAAUAUUCAUUAUUACAAUAAAAA